UCACUCUUGACUACACCUCCCAGAUGCAUCAAAUAUUGUUGCAAUCUACUAUAUAUUGCAACAUAACAACAAUAAACACGAAAGACGCAGCGCUAUGUCAACGGAGAAAGGUCGUAAAGAAUGUCAGGACCCCGUGGGGCUUCUUCGCCCUCCCGAGGAGAUGUCAGAAUCAGGAUUUAAAAGGGCGUCUUCUUUUAAGCUGAAAAAACCUGACCAUGUUCGACUGGAUGUCAACUUGGCGCGACGUAAUAGCUUGCCAAGUCCGGCAAGUCCAAAAAUGUUCUUGGCACCCCCAGAAACACGUCCAUUAGAGAGGGUGCGGUCAUUCCACUUAACUAGGGAUGGUUUAAAGAACCGUGGGGACUUAAUUCGAAGACAGAGUACUAUCAGUAUAAACUCUUGUGAGAAAUGUGACGGCAGUGUCGAAGCCUCAGUGAGCGCUGACAAUGAAACGCCACGUGUUGUCCAAGUUGUCAGGGUGGCAUUGGUUGGACGCGAUGAAGUAGGAAUACAUACAUUGAAAAGCCAGUUCUCAACGUCGGAGGAAAUAUACUUAAACCACCAAAGAGAAGAAGCUGAAUCGCCGGAGGAUAUUUUCCUUCUACUAAAUAAAGAUGAAUUUUGUGUGCAGUUUGUUGAAGAAACUGAGUUUAUGGAAAGUCAGAAAACAUCUCUAGUGGAUGCAGUUGUGGCAGUAUUUUCUGUCGUUGAUGCUUCUUCAUUUUUAUAUGCAACCAAGAAAAUCGAAAUCAUUCGAGACAAGAUGAAAUACAACUCUCCCAUUUUUCUGGUAGGAAACAAAUGCGAUUUAGCUAGAAACAGAACAGUUUCCGAACGAGAGGCCCAGAAGAUUGCAGACAAGUAUAGAUGUAAAUAUACAGAAACGUCUGUCGUCCUUAACCACAACAUCGAUGAACUCCUAGUUGGCAUCGUCCGCAAGGUCAUUCAAAGGCGGGAAGACAGGAAACAGACGACAUCGGAAGAAGCACAGACACCCAAGGCUACAAGCUUUACCAAACGCUUUUUUAACAAACUUAAAAAAAUUGGACUAUCCAAAGAAAAAAGUAACAAACCGUAUGAUUGAAAAACAUGUAUGAUGUGCAGUGCCCAUGGAUAGUGUGAAUGUGUUUGAACAGAAUGGCAUCGAAAAUGUUCUUGUUGAACAUACUUGUAAUUGUGACUUUUUUCAUGAAAUUUUUCAUU
Messenger RNA from Saccostrea cuccullata (small rock oyster), 1203 nucleotides. RefSeq names its product GTP-binding protein GEM-like. The record is from RefSeq and is a predicted model, not a curated record. Gene Ontology annotation, molecular function: GTPase activity; calcium channel regulator activity; GTP binding. The transcript has 4 exons. Bases 95 to 1084 code for a protein of 329 amino acids. NCBI's taxonomy places the organism in Eukaryota, Metazoa, Mollusca, Bivalvia, Ostreida, Ostreidae. Gene Ontology annotation, cellular component: plasma membrane.